This is a messenger RNA of Pungitius pungitius (ninespine stickleback), 3142 nucleotides long. It is a transcript of the gene ctnna2, whose product is annotated as catenin (cadherin-associated protein), alpha 2. Gene Ontology annotation, cellular component: adherens junction; actin cytoskeleton; catenin complex. The transcript has 18 exons. Gene Ontology annotation, molecular function: structural molecule activity; cadherin binding; actin filament binding. Lineage: Eukaryota; Metazoa; Chordata; Actinopteri; Perciformes; Gasterosteidae. Gene Ontology annotation, biological process: cell-cell adhesion; cell migration. The record is from RefSeq and is a predicted model, not a curated record. Bases 404 to 3121 code for a protein of 905 amino acids.
GCGUCAACAUCGGAGGCUUUCCUGAUUUGACAAACCCUGGAACCCACCACGCACGGACCCACUAUAUGGCAAGUUCUCUCCGUUCCUAGCGCACCAUCAUCUGCACCUGCCUACUCCGUUGUCGUGGUGGAGAGCGCUGGGAGGGGUCAGUAUUUCGCAGGCGGGCGUAGGAAGAAGAGGCAUUUCCAAGACCCCGACGGCAGCGUGUAGCCUCACAUUCAGCACCACACGGUUGAGGAAAGCGUCCGGAUAGAGUCGACCUGUCCCUGCUCGCCGUGGGUUAACCGCACAAGAGGACACCAUUUUUUGGGGGAGGGUAGGGGGGGGAAUACUCAGUGAAACCAGGCGCUGCACACAGUUCGUGGACCUGCAAGAGGUGUCAUCUCCAACGGUUAAAGAGACCAUGACGACCGCCACCUCCCCCAUCCUGUUGAAAUGGGACCCGAAGAGCCUUGAAAUCCGCACGCUGACGGUGGAGCGGCUUCUGGAGCCCCUCGUCACGCAGGUCACCACCCUGGUGAACACCAGCAACAAAGGGCCAUCGAGUAAGAAGAAGGGGCGCUCCAAGAAGGCCCACGUCCUCGCGGUGUCCGUCGAGCAGGCCACCCAGAACUUUUUGGAAAAGGGUGAGCAGAUCGCCAAGGACAGCCAGGACCUCAAAGAAGAGCUCAUUUUGGCUGUUGAGGAUGUUCGGAAGCAAGGAGAGACGAUGCGCAUCGCCUCGUCAGAGUUCGCCGAUGACCCGUGUUCCUCCGUGAAGCGUGGCACCAUGGUGAGGGCCGCCCGGGCCCUGCUCUCCGCUGUCACCCGCCUGCUCAUCCUCGCCGACAUGGCCGACGUCAUGAGGCUGCUGGCCCACCUCAAAAUUGUGGAGGAGGCCUUGGAGGGAGUAAAGAAUGCGACCAAUGAGCAGGACCUGGCAAACCGCUUCAAGGAGUUUGGGAAGGAGAUGGUGAAGCUGAACUAUGUGGCAGCUCGGAGGCAGCAGGAGCUGAAAGACCCCCAGUGUCGGGAUGAGAUGGCGGCCGCACGCGGCGCCCUUAAGAAAAACGCCACCAUGCUGUACACGGCCUCACAGGCCUUCCUGCGCCACCCAGACGUGGCGGCCACACGGGCCAAUCGGGACUACGUGUUCAAGCAGGUUCAGGAGGCCAUUGGAGGCAUUUCCAGUGCUGCUCAGGCCACCUCACCCACCGACGAGAAGCACGGCCACGCCGGCAUUGGAGAGCUGGCCGCUGCCCUCAACGAAUUUGAUAACAAGAUCAUUCUGGACCCUCUGACAUUCAGCGAGGCUCGUUUCCGUCCCUCUCUGGAGGAGCGCCUGGAGAGCAUCAUAAGUGGUGCCGCGCUGAUGGCGGACUCCUCGUGCACCCGCGACGACCGCCGCGAGCGCAUCGUGGCGGAGUGCAACGCCGUCCGACAGGCCCUGCAAGACCUGUUGAGCGAGUACAUGAACAAUACUGGCAGGAAAGAGAAAGGUGACCCGUUGAACUCCGCCAUCGAUAAGAUGACCAAAAAGACCAGGGACCUGCGCAGACAGUUGAGAAAGGCAGUGAUGGACCACAUCUCAGACUCCUUCCUGGAGACCAACGUCCCUCUGUUGGUGCUUAUUGAAGCGGCUAAAAGUGGAAAUGAGAAGGAGGUCAAGGAGUACGCCCAGGUGUUCCGUGAACAUGCCAACAAGCUGGUGGAGGUGGCCAACCUGGCUUGCUCUAUCUCCAACAAUGAAGAGGGUGUGAAGUUGGUUCGAAUGGCUGCCACCCAAAUCGACAGCCUAUGUCCUCAGGUUAUCAACGCAGCGCUCACUCUGGCUGCCCGUCCCCAAAGCAAGGUUGCCCAGGACAACAUGGACGUUUUCAAGGAUCAGUGGGAGAAGCAGGUGCGCAUCCUGACCGAGGCUGUGGAUGACAUCACCUCUGUGGACGAUUUCCUUUCUGUGUCAGAGAACCACAUCCUUGAGGACGUCAACAAAUGCGUAAUUGCUCUGCAAGAGGGAGACGUGGACACCCUCGACCGAACUGCCGGGGCUAUCCGCGGCCGAGCUGCUCGCGUGGUCCACAUCAUUAACGCUGAGAUGGAAAACUACGAACCUGGGGUCUACACUGAGCGUGUGCUGGAGUCCAUCAAGCUCCUGUCCGAGACUGUCAUGCCCCGUUUUGCUGAACAAGUGGAGGUUGCCAUUGAAGCGCUGAGUACGAACCCUCCACAGGCCUUUGAGGAGAAUGAGUUCAUCGAUGCGUCCCGUUUGGUCUACGACGGGGUCCGUGACAUCAGGAAAGCUGUCCUGAUGAUAAGGACACCAGAGGAGCUGGAGGAUGACUCUGACUUUGAACAGGAGGACUACGACACUCGCAGCAGGACCAGCGUACAGACUGAAGAUGACCAGCUCAUUGCUGGACAGAGUGCUCGAGCUAUCAUGGCACAGCUUCCCCAGGAGGAGAAGGCAAAGAUUGCUGAGCAGGUGGAGAGCUUCAGACAGGAGAAGUGCAAGCUGGAUGCAGAAGUGGCCAAGUGGGAUGACAAUGGCAAUGACAUCAUUGUGCUGGCCAAGCAGAUGUGUAUGAUCAUGAUGGAGAUGACGGACUUCACCAGAGGCAAAGGCCCCCUGAAGAACUCCUCAGAUGUGAUCAACGCGGCUAAGAAGAUUGCAGAGGCCGGUUCCAGGAUGGACAAAUUGGCCCGUGCAGUUGCAGAUCAGUGCCCCGAUUCGGCGUGCAAACAGGAUCUGCUGGCCUACCUGCAGAGAAUCGCCCUGUACUGUCACCAGCUCAACAUUUGCAGCAAGGUGAAGGCAGAGGUUCAGAAUCUGGGUGGAGAGCUCAUCGUGUCCGGGCUGGACAGCGCCACUUCCCUGAUCCAAGCCGCCAAGAACCUCAUGAACGCAGUGGUGCUGACCGUGAAGGCGUCCUACGUGGCCUCCACCAAGUACCAGAAGGUGUACGGCACAGCGGCCGUCAACUCACCCGUGGUGUCCUGGCGCAUGAAGGCCCCCGAGAAGAAGCCUCUGGUGAAGAGGGAGAAGCCCGAGGAGUGCCAGACGCGCGUUAGGCGAGGCUCCCAGAAGAAACACAUCUCCCCCGUCCAGGCCCUCAGCGAAUUCAAGGCCAUGGACUCGUUCUAAGCAACAACAAAAAAAAAGAAA